This is a messenger RNA of Poecilia reticulata (guppy), 3066 nucleotides long. The record is from RefSeq and is a predicted model, not a curated record. NCBI's taxonomy places the organism in Eukaryota, Metazoa, Chordata, Actinopteri, Cyprinodontiformes, Poeciliidae.
ACCUUCCUCUCGGGAACUUGACCUCCUCGGUUUUCAGUCUCUCCCUGAAGAUUCCUCAGUGAAGACCUUCACACCGCAGAACCGAACCGAACCUCUGUGUUUCAGAACUGACCUCGCGGUUCCGGUUCGGAAACCAGAUUUGAACACUUUUUAUAUUCCCGGCGUUGGUUCUGUUCGGAUCCGAUUCUUCCCCCCGAACCGUCCGUGGUUCCGUUCCUUCCUCUGCAGCUGGGUGUGUUAGGCAGAACUGGACCGGAGUUCGGCUCGUUCUGAGGAAUGAACCCGUCUGGACCCGGACUGGACCGACACCAUGGAUUAUAAAGAGCUGGGGGUUCGUCUGGAGGAGAAGCUGACCCUGACAGAGAAGACCCUGCCUCUGCUGUCAGAUUCUCCGUCCCUCCAGAACAGAGACCAGAACCCAGAGAAAGACCUGCUGACCCCGGACGACUCGGCCGUGUCAGAUCUGUCCCCUAACACAGACUCCAGGACGGAGACGCCGUCCAGGACGGAGACCUCCCUGAAGACGGACGGCCGACCUCUGACCCCGGCCUCCAGCAGCUGCAGCCCGCAGCCCAAGAAAGAGGGACGUUGGCGUCGGGGACAACGUGGACCUCUGAACGACGUGGUGCUGCGGCUGGGUGUUUGUUUGGACCUGAAGCUCAUCAUGACGGAUGGAAGAGAACCCUCCUGGUCAUCUCUGGGAUUUGGGGUCAUAGGAAUCAUGGUUUUGGUUCUGAUUCUGCAGAAUUUCCCUAAAAAUGUAGAAACCCAACCAGAUUAUUUUAAUGUGGAUCAGCUGGAAUCAGCUGGGAUCAGCUGGGAUCAGCUGGAAUCAGCUGGGAUCAGACCCUCAGGUGGCUUCCUGGUUGUCAUGACGGUGUGUCUGUGUGCCGACGCUGCAGCCGCCAAGAAGGCCCAGUGGCUGGAGAAGGAGGAGAAGGCGCGGCGGCUGAGGGAGAGCCAGCUGGAGGAGCGGCGCCGGAGGCUGGAGGAGCAGCGGCUGAAGGCGGAGAAACGCCGCGCAGUGCUGGAGGAGAAGCAGCGGCAGAAGCUGGAGAAGAACAAGGAACGGUACGAGGCGGCCAUCAAGAGGUCGACGAAGAAGACGUGGGCGGAGAUCCGGCAGCAGCGCUGGUCCUGGGCCGGCGGCCUCAACCAGACGUCCCGCAGAGAGAGCAGAUGCUCGGCCUCCACGGUCAACCUGCCCCGACAGGCGGAGCCUGUCAUUAACAACAGGCUGUCCAAGUCCUCUGCCACCCUGUGGAACUCCCCCAACAGAAGUAAGGACGAGUCGACGCCAGCAUCCACCAGGCCUUCCUCCUCUCCUCCUCCUCAUCCCCACCCUGACCCGGUCUCAGUGCUCGCUGUCGCCUGCCUGCCUGCCUGCCUGCGCUUGGUGACUGGUCAUUUACCACCUGCUCCCUCCCGUCACGCUCUCGUGUGCAUCGUGGGUUUUACUUUGAGUUGGUGGUUUUGGAGCCACAGUGGGUCCUGGAGGCCCGGCGUCCUGCACGGCCCGGUUCUGUCUCACCUGGAUCCAAUGACGGCUCAUUGGAGGAACUUUGACCUGCUGAGGAGGAAGUUACCGCCAGCAGCCUCCUUCAGCCCGUUCUCCCAGAGCUCCCAGCAGCCCCAGAGCUCCGCUGAGCGUUGGAGGGUUUCGUCCUGCAGCACGCCCGACAUCACGCAGAGGCAGCGGCGACGCAACUCCACGCCGGUGGAGAAGAAGAAGAAGGAGAAGAAGGACAAGGAGAGAGAGAACGAGAAGGAGAAGAGCGCGCUCGCCAAGGAGAGAGUGCAGAAGAAGAGACAGAUGACAUCAUCAGCGAGCGCCGGCGUCUCCAGGUCCAGACAGGAGGCCAGGUACCGCCCGGAUCCGGAACGUCUCCUUUCAUCCUCCUCUCUGGUCCGUAGCGCCCCCCGGGCCAGGAACCGGCCCCCGUCUCCGGCCCCCAGGAGCCGCCCGCUGUCCCCUCUGGUGCCGGCCUCCAAGCCGCCCCCGGGCCAGAAGACGCCCUCAGCCGCCGCCAAGCCCCGCCCCAAACGGGCCCAGACGCCCGCCAGAGUGCAGCCGCAGGCUGUGGCCGCCGUUACCGUGGAAACCAGAGAGGAGGAGAAUAACAGCUGCAGCGCCGUUCCUGCCAUCGUGGUUUCCUCCGCCCCGCUCACGCCUCCGUCCCUCAGCCCGCCCGUCGUAGCGUCGCAGCCCGCUGCUGCCGCCGUCGGGUCCGGGUCCGCCCCGGCUGCGGCGCCGCCCAGCAAGCCGUCGGCCGGCACCAACGACCCGGAGGAGGCGGCGCGCGCUCUGGCAGAGAAACGGCGUCAGGCCCGGGAGCAGCGGGAGCGGGAGGAGCAGGAACGGCUGGAGCAGGAGCGCCGCAACAGGCUCCUGCGGGAGGAAGCGGCGGCCCGCGACGCCGAGGAGAGGAGGCGGCGCGAAGAGGAGGCGCGCUUCAUGGAGGAGCAGCAGCGCCUCCGGGAUGAAGCUCAGCGCACCGAGGAAGAGGAGGAGGCGCAGAGGAAGGCCAAGGCCGAGCAGGAGGAGAACGAGAAGCUGCAGAGGCAGAGGGACGAGGCAGAGGCCAAGGCCCGCGAGGAGGCGGAGCGUCAGCGCGAGGAGAGGGAGAAGCACUUCCUGAAGGAGGAGCAGGAGCGGCUGGAGAGGAAGAAGCGCCUGGAGGAGAUCAUGAAGCGGACCCGCAGGAGCGACGCCGGAGAAAAGAAGGACGUCAGAGCGCCGCCGCAGGUCAACGGCUCCGAGCCCAACCAAGGUCACGCAGCUGCUGCCCCCCUGCUGGGCCCCGGGCCCCCCGCCCCUGGCCCCCCUCUGACCGGCCCUGUGGCCAUUAAUGGCGUCCAGCCCGCCUCGCAUCAGAACGGCGUCUCGGCCAACGGCGAGCUGGAGCGCCGUGCCUUUGAGGGGGCGGAGCCUUACCUGAGGAAGGCGGGUGCCAUGAAGCCGCAGCAUGUGGCAGAGGUUCUGUGAAUCGCCAUGGAGACCACCUGUAGGCCACGCCCCUCAGACCAGCAGAGUGCCAAACAUGGAGGAACUGAAACUUUAAAACU